This is a messenger RNA of Haliotis rufescens (red abalone), 6269 nucleotides long. Its product is annotated as acyl-CoA dehydrogenase family member 10-like. The transcript has 22 exons. Gene Ontology annotation, molecular function: oxidoreductase activity, acting on the CH-CH group of donors; flavin adenine dinucleotide binding. NCBI's taxonomy places the organism in Eukaryota, Metazoa, Mollusca, Gastropoda, Lepetellida, Haliotidae. The record is from RefSeq and is a predicted model, not a curated record. Bases 383 to 3475 code for a protein of 1030 amino acids.
ACCCAAAACAGCAGAAACACAACAGAAAACAACCACAAUAACGCAUUCCAAACAAGACAAACAACAAAACAUUAAUUGAUAUCUCUAUCCUUGCAUUUCAAUUUGCUAAAGGUGUCACUUGGUGAAAUUUCAAAACUAGACCAAAUAGUCCAAAAUUACCGAAUAAUGUUGAACAAACGAAGAUAAUAAAAGGAAAAUGAGUCUAAUGAGUAUCGAACUUGAAACAUCGGGUCAAAUGCAUUGACGAAAAUUUAAACGACCAACACCCCAGUAGAGUUACUUCCCUUCUUGUCAUCAGUGCGAGGUGGGUUAGCUCGUUACUAGUUCGCGUUUUCUGUUUAUUUAUCUUCGUUGAAUUUUCAGAUGAUAAAGUGACUCUAACAUGGCUUCCAACAAAAUGUCUGACCUUGACCUAGCCAAGGUGAAGGCUGUUGUGUUUGAUGUGGGAGGGGUCAUCAUUCCAUCACCAGUUCCUGUGUUUCAAGCAUUUGAGUCGAGGUCUGGCCUCCCUAAGGGCACUGUGGCGGGGCUGAUUGUCAAUGGGGGGAUCGGGUCAGCUUGGGGGCAGCUUGAGACUGGGAGAAAGACCUUCGCACAAUUUCUAGAUGGCUUUGGACAGGAGAUCAAGAAGAAGACUGGAAGAAGUGUUGACAUGACACUGUUACAAGAUUUGUUUGCUGGAUGGAGCAGACAGCCAUAUCCUGUGAUAGUUGAUGCUGUACACUGUCUCAAAGCUGAAGGCUACAAGCUGGCGCUGCUGACCAACAACUGGUUCGUUGAUGACAUCAACACUGGCACCACUGCCCUGGCCAUGGAUAUGUCCUUAUUUGAUGUGAUAGUGGAAUCUUCACGCGUGGGUGUCAGGAAGCCCGACCCCGAGAUCUACCGCAUCUGUCAGAAGAAACUGGAUGUACAACCAGGCGAGAUUGUCUUCCUUGAUGACCUUGGCGUUAACCUGAAGGCAGCUCGAAGGUUGGGAUGGCAUACUAUCAAGGUGUCGGAUGCUGAGAAGGCUGUGUGUGACCUAGAGGUGGCGCUGGGUCUACAGUUGAGGGGGUAUGUGGAGGGCACGGUGUCUGUGCCUAAUCACCUGGCCCUUCCUGUCCAUGGCCUGGCAGAGUACCUCAGCACAACAUUAGGACAGUCAUCAUUGGACUUGCCGGUCAUCAAGAAUUUUGAACACGGCCAGAGCAAUCCAACAUAUCUGGUACAAUAUGGCGGCAAGAAGUUAGUGCUGAGGAAGAAGCCGCCUGGUUCACUGUUGCCGUCUGCCCACGCAGUGGACCGAGAGUAUCGGGUGAUGAAGGCUGUCGGGGAGAACGGCGUUCCCGUCCCCCAGAUGUUGAACUACUGUGACAAGGAAAGCAUCGUGGGAACACCGUUCUACCUGAUGGAGUACCUGCAGGGGCAUGUCUUCAAGAUGCCUUGUCAGAUGGGUGUCAGCCUGGACGAGGUGCGAGCACUGUACUUCAGCAUGGUCGACGUGCUGUGUAAAUUACACUCGGUUGACAUCAGUAAAGCUGGACUGGACACUUUCGGAAGGAAAGGCAACUUUAUAAAAAGGAACUUUCAGCGAUGGUCAAAACAGUAUGAAGCUAGCAAGACCAGAGAGAUUCCAUCUCUUAACAACCUCAUGAACUGGAUACCACAGCACUAUCCCCAGCAGGAGAGAGUGACUAUUGUUCAUGGAGACUUCAGGCUGGACAAUCUGAUGUUCGCCAUGACCUCCACCGAUGUCCUGGGUGUCCUGGACUGGGAACUGUCCACACUGGGCGACCCCGUCACUGACCUCGCGACCUGCUGUCUGGCCCACUACCUGCCUCAGUCAGGCACAAUAAUGUCAGGUCUGGCAGGUGCUGAUUUAAAAUCCCUGGGGAUUCCCACAGUUCAGGAGCUGAUUGGUCGCUAUUGUUAUCAGAUGAAGAUUCCACCAAUAGAAAACUGGGAUUUUUAUAUGGCGUUCACAUUUUUCAAGAUGGCUGCCGUACUCCAGGGAGUGUAUAAAAGAGGCAUAUCUGGUCAGGGCAGUUCUAGUCGGGCCAAGUUUGCUGGUGCUGCUGCCGAGAUGUAUGCUGACAUUGGCUGGAAGAUAGCUUCCGGAAGUCACCUGCAGCCCACGCUCCGUGCUGUGAACAGCGAGGCGGCAGAACGGAGGAACCUACUGAAGACUCAGACCAUUAUGUCCUAUAUGUCCCGUCCUAUGGCUGUCGAUAGGACACAGGAGACUGUGGGCCAGAUGCCGGUGUCAGUGGAUGCGUUGUCCCCUCGUGUACAAGAUCUGUACAACAGGAUGAAGCAGUUCCUCGCCGACCAUGUCGUCCCUGUUGAGAAGGAGGUGUUUGAGCACCUGCAUGGCCCCAACAGGUGGACUGUCCACCCUCAGCUUGCACAGCUCACGCAAAAAGCAAAGGCAGAAGGUCUGUGGAAUAUGUUCCUACCAUUAGAGUCAGAUCCAGAGCGGAAAUAUGGAGCUGGUCUCACCAACCUGGAGUACGCAUUCUUCUGUGAGGAGAUGGGAAGAGUUCCUCUGGCGCCAUCGAUCUUCAACUGCAACGCCCCGGACACGGGCAACAUGGAGGUGUUGGUCAAGUACGGGACAGAGGAACAGAAGCGGAGGUGGCUCACGCCGCUCCUCAACGGCCAGAUCAGGUCCUGCUUCGGCAUGACCGAACCCGAGGUUGCUUCCUCCGACGCCACCAACAUCCAGUCCUCCAUCAGGAGAGAUGGCGAUUACUACAUCAUUAACGGACACAAAUGGUGGACCUCGAACGCGCUGCACCCGGCCUGCAAGUUGUGCGUGUUCAUGGGGAAAACAAGCACCGGCGGCUCUCGAUACAGACAGCAGAGCAUGAUUCUCGUCCCAAUGGAUGCUCCUGGGGUCAAGGUCGUGAGGCCUCUCUCCGUCUUUGGGUAUGACCAUGCUCCAGGUGGCCACGGUGAGGUCGUGUUUGAAAAUGUACGAGUUCCUGCCUCCAACAUCCUCUUAGGUGAAGGUCGUGGGUUUGAAAUUGCUCAAGGUCGUCUUGGCCCAGGAAGAAUACAUCACUGCAUGAGGUUAAUUGGCAAUGCAGAACGAGCCCUCAGUCUCAUGAUUGAAAGGACAAAAAGCAGAAUCGCUUUUGGAAAGCCUUUGGCAGCUCAGGGUACAAUCCAGGCAGACAUUGCCCAGUCCCGGAUAGAGAUAGAACAGACUCGACUCCUGGUGUUGAAGGCCGCCUACAUGAUGGACGUGUACGGGAAUAAGGUUGCUGCACCAGAAAUUGCAAUGAUAAAAGUGGCAGCCCCCAGUAUGGCCGAGAGAGUGCUGGAUAGAGCUAUCCAGGCCCAUGGAGGAGCUGGUGUCAGUGACGACUUUCCUUUGGCGGCCAUGUUUGCUCAGGUUCGUACCCUCCGAUUUGCCGAUGGCCCUGACGAAGUACAUCGGCGCUCAGUAGCCAGGAUGGAAUAUGCCAAAUCGGUCAAGUCAAGUUUAUAGGGCCUGUGUAGAAGUAACGCUCUGAUAACAAGUGAUCAAGAGAAAGGGUCUCUGUAUAUUUCAAUCUUAUAUGAAAAGUAUUCAACACUUUGAUUUUCAGAACAAACUUCCUGAUUUAUGUUUGGAGAUCUCAGCAAGGUGGUACCCCAAUGAGUGCUAUUAUUAUACCCCGCCAUGAAGUGGAAGGGGGAUAUAGGAAUGGGUGCUGUCCUUCCGUCUGUAACAUUUCGUUUCCGGAGCAGUACUCUUAACCCAUGAGAGAUAUCUUAACCAAACUUGGCACAUAGAUAUGUCUAGUGCUGAACUAGUGCCUUUAUAUUUUGGGAUUUUUGAAAAAUGUAUUUUUUUGUUUCGAUCGCAAGACUGAAAAAUGGCGAUAGUGCUCAUUUCAGGAGCAUAUCUUAAAAACUGUAAAUAUUUCUUGCCUUGCACACAGCCGGACAUGUCAUAUUGGCAGGGGAUAUGAAUAUUUCAUGCUUGUUACUUUUGGUAUCGAAAGAUGUUUUCCACAAAAGGACCUGUUGUCAUCCAUUACACAAACAUUGUGUGAGGAUUAUUCUUGUGAUACAAUAUGGGCAUUGCAUUUGUGUCUUAGAGCAUUGUUCUUCUGUUUUCAUCCUGUCCCACAAAUGUGGACUUCCCACUGCAUCGACCAUCAUUAUCCUACACCCUUGUCAUUAUAUGUGACCCAUCAGGAUAUAGGGACCUUAAGGGUGCUAGAUACAAUUGUGUCGUCAUAAAGAAAGACGUUUCCGGCUUAGUUUACGAGAAAAUACACACGUAAUCUUAAUCUCUGCAUAUAAAACAAUGCCUUUGAGAGCAGGAAAUACAUUUUAAAUGUUAAAAUCAUCAUGUCUAGUGAUGUUUUAUAUCAAAUUUCAUACUUUUAUUGACCAAGUUUGUAAUGCCUGUUUAUUCACCUGAAGUCUUUGAAGGGAUACGAUAACGCUCUUCAAUUAUUCGGACCCCGAGGGUAGGGUUGUUUGUUUUUUAAAAUGUCCGGACAGAAAAAUUUAAAUGUCCAGUAAACAAUAUUUUAAAUCGGACAUUUGAGAUUCCCAAUGGGACAUGUCCUGCGCAUUUGAGCGUUUCCGGACCCCUGGUUUGACGUCAACUUGUUCCGUAAAAAUCGCCUUAUGUGAGGACAGUACAAAAAUAUCUUAUUUUUAUCCCAUCAGUUCGUAAUGUAAUAAAACAUUAUUUCAAAACAUUUCAGCAUACAUGUCUACGUUCAAAUAAUCGGACAUUAUAUCUGAAACCUGCAAUUCUGUGUCAUGCUAUAAUUACAACACUUUGGCUCAAGACGUUAGUUGUUUAGGAGCUACUGUUGUUGAUAUUGUUUAAUACAGAUUCUCUUAUACUACUCUAAAGAAGUUAAGGACCACCUGAUUAAUAUCAGAUUAAUAUGGUUGAUCUAUCAUGGCAUGAUUACCCAUAAUACAGUAGAACAUGGAUAUAACGAACAACAAGGGACCGGAGAAAUCAGUUUGUUGUGUAUGUUGUUCGUUAUAUACGUUUUCGUGGAAAUGUUCCCAAUCUUUGAUAAAACAAAACACAAUACACGUCAUAGGAGCAUUGAUUUGUAUUAGCAGUGAUCACUUCAUAGCAUUAAAUUGAUAACAUUUCAUAACAUUCAUUUAAUAACAUUAAAUAGAACAUUUUUAGAACAUUGUUUAUCAAGUAUGUAUUUAGCAUUUCACGAUUUACAUACGGGGAGAUGUACAGUUGGUGCUUUUGCUCUGGCCUUGGUUUGCUGGCUGCAUUAGUGAAAAUACAUCAAUGAGAUCAGCCAAACUAUCGAAUGAUGUCAUCAUGUUUUGCGUAUCAGGAGAAUCUUAAGUGAUUUAAUGUUUGUUUAAAAGACAAGAUUCGUCCAAUUACAUGUACAGGUAAGAUUAACAUUAAGCAAGUUUAAUUUUGUUGAAUCGUCACGGCUGAUUGUGUUCAUUCGCCGUGAUUGUGUUGAUUCGCCACUGAUUCGUACAGCAAAUUGUCAGGGACACUUGACACUGAGUGAGAUUUCUCAGUUCGCUAUACACGUCACUAAUUAGUGGUAUUGUCGGGGAUCAGAUAUGAGUUUGCUAUAUAUGUUUGUUUGCUGUAGAGAGUUCGUAAUAUACGUAAUAUUUAUAUAAUAUAUAGGAGAUAAAUCAGGGAUUUUGUAACAGUUCGUUGUAUCCGUUUGUUUGUUCUAUCCAUGUUCUACUGUAAUAUGAAAAAUGGGGUGGUCCUUAACUUCUUUUGAGUAGUAUAUAUUACUCUCUAUCUAUACAGAGUGAAUAUAUUCUGGGUGUUUUUGAUAUGGUGCUGUUGGGUACAACUAGUGUCCGACAACUAUUUAGAUAUCCUAGAGAAGCAGAAUACCUGGACAUUAAGAAGUUCAGGUGAGAGAUGAGAUCAUUGAGUGAACUAUGAACACAAACUUGGUUGCUUGUCCAGCGUAACAAGUAUGUCCAACAAUCACUACUGCUAAUUCAGAUUCAAUAGCUCAUGUUUAUUUAUGUGAGUGAGUAUGUAUUGUUUUACACCGCUUUUAGCAAUAUUUCAGCAAUAUCACGGUUGGGGACACCUGACAUGGGCUUCACACAUUGUACCCAUGUCGGGAUUUGAGCCCGGGUCUUCGGCGUGACGAGUGAACGCUUUAACCACUAGGCUACCAGACCGCCCCUUAUUUAUGUGAACUAUAUGCUGUUAAUCAAUGUUCCACAUUGUUGUUAUUGAAUGGAUGUAUGAUUUUUACAUGAUUUUAUUAUAUAUCUUGUAAUAGUAUUUUGAUUGUUAAUAUAUAUUCAGU